CCGAGAACAGGAAAACAUCCACAAAUUCCCAAGAUGUCCCCUAGGGGGCAGCACGUCCCCGGUGAGAAGGGCCGAACUGUAAAACUGCGCGAGCCUUGAAGACAUUCCUGCUUUAUAGAGAUUCCAAGACCCGAGGUGGUGUAUCUUUGAUUCUCAGAACAAUCUUGCACAUAUGGGAAUUGUUAUUUCCAUUUUAGGAAUUGGGAAAGUGAAGUUUUCAGAGAUUAAGUGACUUCCCCAAGAUCACAACACCACACUGUAUCAAUGCUGAGUCUGACCUGAGAUUCCAAAAAGCAGUUUCACUUUGGUUGUCUCCUGUGGCCACAAGGAAAGUUAUUUGACUGUCUCGGUGAGGAGCCACCGUGCAUUCGAGACCAUGGAUAAAUAUGAUGUGAUUAAGGCCAUUGGGGAAGGUGCCUUCGGGAAAGCUUUCUUGGCUAAAAGGACAUCGGAUAGCAAGCACUGUGUUAUAAAGGAGAUCGAUUUUGCAAAGAUGCCCACCCAAGAAAAAGCAGCAUCAACGAAAGAAGUAGUUCUCCUGGCAAAGAUGAAGCAUCCCAACAUCGUAACCUUCUUCAGUUCGUUUCAAGAGAACAAUAGGCUGUUUAUUGUGAUGGAGUAUUGUGACGGAGGGGAUCUCAUGAAAAGGAUCCAUAGACAACGGGGAGUGUUAUUUAGCGAAGAUCAGAUUCUGAGUUGGUUUGUACAGAUUUCUCUAGGACUAAAAUAUAUUCACGACAGGAAGAUCUUACACAGGGACAUAAAAGCACAGAACAUUUUUCUUAGCAAGAAUGGAAUGGUUGCAAAGCUCGGGGACUUCGGGAUAGCAAGAGUUCUGAACAAUUCCAUGGAACUUGCUAGAACUUGUAUUGGAACACCUUACUACCUGUCCCCAGAGAUCUGUCAGAAUAAACCCUACAACAAUAAAACGGAUAUUUGGUCUCUUGGCUGUGUCUUAUAUGAGCUUUGCACACUCAAGCAUCCGUUUGAGGGUAACAACUUACACCAGCUGGUUCUGAAGAUUUGUCAAGCACAUUUUGCCCCAAUAUCCCCGAGGUUUUCCCAUGACCUGCAGGCCUUGAUAUCUCAGCUCUUCGAAGUAUCUCCCCGAGAUCGGCCAUCUAUUAAUUCCAUUUUGAAAAGGCCAUUUUUAGAGAAUCUUAUUGCCAGAUACUUGACUCCUGAGGUCAUGCACGAGGAAUUCAAUCACGGCAUCACUCAUAAAGCAAGAUCAUUGGCUUCUCAACCUCCAGGGAAGAGGAUCCAAGAUUCUAAAAUACAGAAAGCGAGAUUCCAGGCAAAGUGCCUACCAAGAUCAAGGAUAUCAGUGCCUGUUAAAAGGAAGGAAAUAUUACAUAGAAAUGAAUGGAGACCACCAGCUGGAGCCCAGAAGCCCAUAGCCAUAAAAAUGGUAGAAAGGCCCAAACUUCCUGCACUCUGUGGUCAUUAUGAUUAUUAUUAUGCUCAACUUGACGUGUUGCGGAAGAGAACUCAUGAACCAAGUUACCACUGUGUUCCUCCAAAAGAUUCUGGAGUGGAGGAGAAUUAUAAACAGGAAGAAAGCCACAGUCCAUCACCAGGUCAAUGGCCUGCUGAAUACCUUCAGAGGAGAUUUGAAGCUCAACAGUAUAAGCUGAAAGUGGAAAAGCAGUUGGGUCUUCGUCCAUCUUCUGCUGAGCCAAAUCACAACCAGAGACAAGAGCUAAGAAGUAAUGGAGAAGAGUCUAGAUUCCAGGAGCUGCAGAUCAGGAGAAACAAAAUGAAGGAACAGGAGUAUUGGAAGCAGCUAGAGGAAAUACGCCAACAGUACCACAAUGACAUGAAGGAAAUUAGAAAGAAGAUGGGGAGUGAACUAGAGGAGGACUCAAAAAUAAGUUAUAAAACCUAUUUAGUGAAGAAAAGUGACCUGCCCGUCCCCCAAGAGGCACCUCAGGAAGAAGCUCCUGUACAGGAUAUUGAAAGAGACUUGAAACAAAUUAGAGUUCAGACCAUAAAGGAAAGUAACAUUCCAGAACAGAACUGUAAAGCUAAGAGAGGAGUGAAAUUUGAAAUUAGUUUAAACCAAUGUAUUUCUGAUGAAAAAACCCUCCAAGAGGAAGAGGUAACGGAUGUGCGAAAUGAAACUUUGACCUUUGAGGAUGACAUGAAGCUUAAGGAGUAUGAAGAUUAUACAGACAAAGCAUUUGAAAAACUCUGUUGUCCAGAAGCAGAGUUGUUCAUUCAAGAUACUGGUGCUGCUGCAGAGAACAGGAGACAGUGGGACGCACGAGCUCCUCAGACUCUCCUGGCGAUGAUGGCAGCGGGUGACAUGACCUCCACCUGUUCCACUCUGCUGGGCGGGGAAUCUACACUCGUUCAGUGUGGCCAAGGGAUUGUGACUGAAGGCGUUCCAGAAAAUAGGAAACAGUGGCGGCACGAAGUGCCAGGAGCUUUAAUGAACGCUUUGGCUGCAGCACGUCUAACAAGUAGCUCAUUUUCUGCCAACGAAGGAGAAUUGGUGGGAACAUUAAAACAGUGGCUUCCUAGAGAAGAUGAGGGAAAUGUGGGAAUGGCCCCUGGCAUUGAAGUAGAUGAGGAACAACCAAGAUUGGACGAUGAUGAUACAAAUUUUGAAGAAUCUGAAGAUGAGUUGAGAAAUGAAGUAAUAGAAUCCCUAGAAAAACUUGCUACUUCUAAAGAGGAAGAAAACAGAGAAGAGUCUCCUGGUUUUUCUAAGGGUGCUGGAAAGUUAGGAGGAGAGGAGAUAACCAUACAGAAAUAUGCAGAAUUCAGUGAAGGUUUAGAGAAUAUUUCUACUCUAUCUAAUGACAAAGUAUGCAUUGCUGAUGAAAACCAAGAAACAUCAACAACCCAUCAAAAUGUACAAGUGUGAUUAUUGUAC
Messenger RNA from Lynx canadensis (Canada lynx), 2881 nucleotides. RefSeq names its product NIMA related kinase 5 (gene NEK5). The transcript has 23 exons. Gene Ontology annotation, molecular function: protein kinase activity; ATP binding. NCBI's taxonomy places the organism in Eukaryota, Metazoa, Chordata, Mammalia, Carnivora, Felidae. Bases 377 to 2872 code for a protein of 831 amino acids. Gene Ontology annotation, biological process: protein phosphorylation. The record is from RefSeq and is a predicted model, not a curated record.